This is a messenger RNA of Vicia faba (fava bean), 339 nucleotides long. Lineage: Eukaryota; Viridiplantae; Streptophyta; Magnoliopsida; Fabales; Fabaceae. The record is from the annotation of a GenBank genome assembly.
AUGCGAAAUCGAAGAAGGAGCUUCGAAUAUGAGCUCACGAUGGCGGGAAGUGGCGGAAUCAUCGGAAAUCUUGAGAACAGAGAUGAAGGAGUGAUUAAUAACCUUAUUGAUUUGGAUGACCCUUUGGGGAAUUUCCCAAACAACCUUAUUGUUGAUGUUACUGAAGAGACAAAGUUAUACCAUGAUCUUGUUGAGCCUCAAGAGGAUCUUAUUAUUGAGUUAGAUAAAACUGAUAAGAUGUAUCAUGCUCUGGAUGAACGUCUCAAGGAUAUGGAAUUUUCCAAGGUUUCUAACACUGUUAUGGCUCCUAGUCGUGCUCAGCUUCAGAGUAUGGCCUAG